AUGCCUCGUAACAACAACCCAACGCGAGGGCGUCCGCCCAAGCGCACCGAGCUCGACCUCAGUGCAUGUAUCAACAUGGAACAAAAGUUCCAACUUCAAAAACUCAUUUCUGCUAUCGUCGACGAUAUGAGUAGGCAGAUACGCGAUAACUUCGAGAAUCUUAGUCCCGGUCAUGUUAAACCCGAGGAGGGAAUCAACCCACCCAAAGCAGUGUGCAACACCGUUCCCAAUCCCCGUAGCGAGAAAUAUCGACACUUAUACGGUAAUAUCGCCGUAGGCCAGAAUAGCAACUCGGAUUCCCAGAAGGAGAAUGCAAGACCCAAUCACCAAGCUACCACGACGGCAAGGUCGCUAGAUCCCACGUGGAGACUGCCCAAGUCUCCCGAAGAAGUUCGUCACUUGUAUCAAAAGACGGAGCACGAUGUACUGGUCUCAAGCCUUUUCGAAUUGAAAAGAGACGCCCAAGCACACUUCUGCAAAUGGCGUGUCAACUUGCUCAAGCGUACCCAGGAUAUCGUGAUUAAAAACGGCGGAACAACUGGCAACGUUGGCGGCCAGCUACCCCAAGUAUCAGGUAAUGCAAGACGAUCAGGAGGACCCAACACGGCUGCUGAGGCUGCCUCGCUGGCUCUUGUUCGGCUUUAUCCCCCUAUUCCUACGCCCCUUAAAGAUUGCCCCAAGGAGAAGCGUGCCUUGAUAUUGCAUUCCAUGCUACUAAUUCUGCUCGGGCUUGACCAGUAUUCUCUGUACUCGAGAAUCCUAUUAGUAAGACUUGCUUCGUCGUUGAACAUCCCGAUGUGGGUAUUAUUGCAAGACGAGGUCAGAGUCUCGCAAGCCCUUUCCAAGGUUAUCCUGGGUAUCCCUAUCGAGGAGAUCGCCCAAAGGCGAGCGGAGGAAGCUAAAACUUCCCGACGUUGGAAACCGGGCAUGGCUAACGCAGCCCUGGGAGGAAACCCUGGCGUCCUUGCAGCCCCCCUCGUCGCAGCCGGACUUGGUACUGUUUUCGGGGGUAUCGGACUUGACCAGUCAGCAACAGCUAGUCUACUAGGACCUAUGAACGAUAACACUGUCGUCGUUGGUACCUUGUUUGGUCUGUAUGGAGCCCGACAAGGAAGCAAAACGAUUGACGCACACGGCAAGGACACCCAGGAUUUCGGCAUGAUACCUUUACAUGGAAUUCACACACCGGAGCUGAUCGACCCUAAGGAUGUUCCCGCCGAGAAUCGCAGAAUGCGAGUCACCAUCGGAAUCACUGGACUGCUCACCAACCCGGACGACUUCCUUACAUCCUGGCAGUUCCUAGGUCAACAGAAUGAAUCCUACGCAAUGAGAUGGGAGCUGGAGGCCCUGACGAAGAUGGGUAUCGCUCUAGAUACGCUCGCGAAGAGUUCAGCUUGGAGUGAAGCAAAAAAGGAACUUGAUUCGAUGAAUGUUUACGACAGGCUGACCAAGUCUAUAUGGCCCACAGCCCUCGUGAAGAUCAGUAAGGUCAUCGAAAAUCCUUGGUGUAUCGGAAUGGUCCGAGCAGAAAAGGCAGGUGCGGUGCUCGCCGACGUUCUCAUAAACAGAAUCUACGGCGAGAGACCCGUUACGUUGAUAGGAUAUAGCCUGGGGGCUCGCAUAAUCUAUUGCUGCCUGAUGAUUCUGGCCGAGAAGCGAGCUUUUGGAUUAGUAGAGAACGUGAUUAUUAUGGGCGCACCUUGCCCGUCCGAAGUUCGCGUUUGGGCUACAAUGAAGAGCGUCGUUGCUAGCAGACUAGUCAACGUUUACUCCAAGAGAGACUACAUGUUGGGCUUCCUCUAUCGCAGUAGUAGCUGGCAAUACGGCGUUGCUGGCUUACAGAGGAUCGAAGGAGUACCGAACGUCGAAAAUUUCGAGGUAACCCAGAUAGCUACGAAUCACCUUCGAUACCACCAUCUCGUCGGUAGCGUCCUGAAGAAGGUCGGCUGGGAAGACAUCAACUAUGACCAAAUUAUGAAGGAACAGCAGAAGCUGAACGCACACAUCAGCGCCGAGGCGAAACUCGACGAAGAACGGGAAAAGAAGAGCCGAGCUAAGUGCAAGGAGGAUAUCCGAGUAGUCGCGAAUGGCGUGAAAGGUGUGAAGCUGGGUAGCAAGUAG
Daldinia decipiens is the source of this 2121-nucleotide messenger RNA. RefSeq names its product DUF726-domain-containing protein. Bases 1 to 2121 code for a protein of 706 amino acids. The record is from RefSeq and is a predicted model, not a curated record. NCBI's taxonomy places the organism in Eukaryota, Fungi, Ascomycota, Sordariomycetes, Xylariales, Hypoxylaceae. The transcript is spliced from 3 exons.